AUGGCUGAAGGCAAUAAUCCGUUAUUUCACAUCCAGGUCUAUGUUAGACAAAGUCAAACCGAACUCUGGCUUAAGCAUGGGGCAAGUGAAAAAAACUAUACUUUCGAUAAAGUUUUCGGGUGUGGAGCGUCACAAGCCGAGGUUUAUGACGUUGUUGUGCGCCCCUUGGUCGACUCGAUGCUCUUAGGGUGCACUUGCACUGUUUUUGCGUACGGACCGACUGGAACGGGCAAAACUUACACCAUGGUUGGGGACACAGUCAAUCCGUCCGUUGAUUUUAUUAACGACUCUUCGGUGGGAAUGGUACCAAGGGCGGCGACUGAUAUUUUUAAUAAACUAUCGCAACUUGGGGUUGAAUACAACGUAAAUGUUUCCUAUGUUGAGAUAUACAAUGAAGAAAUCCGCGACCUUUUAUUCUCCGACAGCCCUUGUUUGAGAAUCUACGAUGACCCGGACAAUAAGGGGGCCACAUGCAUCAAGGGCGUGUCUGAAGUGCCGGUGAAAGAUUGCAACGAACUAUUUGAAAUGUUGAUGAUUGGAGCUAAUUAUCGUCAUAUCGGUUCCACUAACAUAAACCGUCACAGCUCACGUUCUCAUACCAUUUUUACUAUUGUUGUUACCAUUCGAGAAGUAACCAAUGGUGAAGAGAUUGUUAAAACUGUGAAGCCAACGUACGAUUAUCCGAAAAAGAUCAAUUCGGAACUCUCCAAGGAAGUUUUGAAAAAGGAGUUCAAGAAGACGCUUCGACACGAGACCCAAGAUAAUGAAGCAAGCACCUCAAGGGAUGGAGAUAAGUGA
Messenger RNA from Tribolium madens (black flour beetle), 798 nucleotides. RefSeq names its product kinesin-like protein KLP2. Gene Ontology annotation, biological process: mitotic spindle assembly; microtubule-based movement. Lineage: Eukaryota; Metazoa; Arthropoda; Insecta; Coleoptera; Tenebrionidae. Gene Ontology annotation, cellular component: nucleus; spindle microtubule. The record is from RefSeq and is a predicted model, not a curated record. Gene Ontology annotation, molecular function: plus-end-directed microtubule motor activity; microtubule binding; ATP binding. The transcript has 5 exons. The coding region runs from base 1 to 798 and encodes 265 amino acids.